Molecule: messenger RNA, 1251 nt
Organism: Mollisia scopiformis
Lineage: Eukaryota; Fungi; Ascomycota; Leotiomycetes; Helotiales; Mollisiaceae
Exons: 4
Coding region: 202-1122 (306 amino acids)
Source: RefSeq, a predicted model, not a curated record
AGGCAUAGGGCUUGAGCCCUAAGCGGCCUUUUAGCUUCGUAGCGGCCGCCUGGUAGACUCUAUCAGAAUUUCGUCGUCGCCAGAUUCUCAUUUCAUCUUUGGACGGUUUCUGACACAAAACCCAACCCCAACCUUUUGUUCUCUUUCUACACCUUCAAAGAUAGCAAUCCACAUCGCACUCGAUCUUCGUCGACCAGUCGCAUGAUCGUACCCUCAGCACCCUCUCAACAUCAGGAGCCACGUUACACCAUGGAUAAACAACAACUCGGCGCCAGCGUACCUGGCGGUCUCGCAAAGACAUUUGAGGAGGAGAAGCGCGAGCUGGACAUCCACGCAUCUCGACUUCUAGCCACGAUCACUCAACAAGUCCAAUCUGGCCAUGACGUUACGGUCCUCUCGGAGAUUCUCGCUCAAGUCUCCAGAGAGAUUGCGUACAUAGUUGAGAAGUUGGAGAAGUGCGAGGUCCUUCCAUCUGACGUUUACGUGCCCUAUGUCGAAAAUGAGACCGUCGCUGCUCAUAAGCCUAUCAUUACCAUUGCACAACCUGCGCAAGGCUCUCAAGGCACUGGGAUCAUUAUCGCUCAUAAGUCUGACAAUGCCAACCCACAAUCCACGCAAAGCUGUCAAGGCUCAGAGACUAUCUUGAUCUCAAUACAACAUGCCCCACAUCGAGCUCAUCCCUGGACUGUAGAAGUUGUUGCCACAGAGAACUCGGAUCCGAUUCGCGAUGUACCAGAUACCUCAAACAACGCACUAGCGCAGAAUGAUACACCAUUUUGCAGCUCUGAGUCGACUUCCUGCUCUAGUUCCGACUCCAACCUUCCAAGCUCUGAAUCAAUUCGCAGCUCUGGUCUAGACUCCAACCCUCCAAGCUCCGAGUCAGUCAUCUGCUCUAAUCCAGAUCCCGGUCUUGCUUCUCCCUCUUCCUACCAGACUUCUUCUCCAUCGGCCCCAGUCACUACACACCCAACACGCGGUUCUGGCUCUCUGCCACCGACUGUCCCUCCAGAUCCGUCUGUACAAAGCCUUUCUGAGGCCCGCAGAAAUAUCUCUUUGCUCAUACGCGAGACUGAGCACAAGAAAGAGAAGCAGAAGCGCUGCUCAUCAUCUAUGAGAAUAUGAUUCCCGAUCAGCUGACGGAUUUUUGCAAAAUCCUUUGAGGGGCUGAUGGACAAAUAAUGUACAGCUUGGAGGAGCUUCCGAUGCUUAAGACCGUAGCAGAGCUAUUUGAAAGCGCGACAACUUUAUUCG